AUGUUGCAGCCCUUCAGGUAUGGAAUUUCUGGAGGAGAUUUCCGACAAAGAGCCUUGACAAAGCUAACAGUUAUCAACUCACUGCUUGGACGUCCCUUCCCUCAGCAUUUACACGUAAAAGUUGGAGACAAAGCUGAGCUUACAAAAGCUUUUACACAGAAUGAUGUUGUUACUUUUUCUGAUUUAACAGGUGACACAAAUCCUUUGCAUUUAAAUGAAGAUUUUGCAAAGAAAUCUAGGUUUGGGAGAACUAUUGUGCAUGGAGUUUUGAUCAAUGGACUUAUUUCUGCAGUUCUGGGUACUAAAAUGCCCGGUCAAGGUUGUGUGUUCCUUUAUCAGGAGAUCCGAUUUCCAGCUCCUUUGUAUACUGGUGAAGAAGUCCUAGCUGCUGCGGAAGUUAAACGACUGAAGGGUUCUAUUGCACACAUUUCAGUAUCAUGCAAAGUCAAAGAAAGUGGAAAGACUGUUAUGGAAGGGAUGGUGAAAGUCAUGGUGUCGGAUAGUUAG
Molecule: messenger RNA, 507 nt
Organism: Balearica regulorum gibbericeps (East African grey crowned-crane)
Lineage: Eukaryota; Metazoa; Chordata; Aves; Gruiformes; Gruidae
Gene: HTD2
Product: hydroxyacyl-thioester dehydratase type 2
Biological process (GO): fatty acid biosynthetic process
Cellular component (GO): mitochondrion
Molecular function (GO): (3R)-hydroxyacyl-[acyl-carrier-protein] dehydratase activity
Source: RefSeq, a predicted model, not a curated record